AUGGCCAGCUACGACCUUCUCGCCCUGUUGACAGCCAGCAUCGCCGGGAUGCCCGACAAUCCCAGUGCGGAGGAGGAACUGCUUUCCCAAAUCUGCAUUGAGAAAACAUCAUUUCCUCAAGAAGAGGCCUUGGGUUUUGGUGGCAGUUUCAAUGCCAUCGCUGUGCCUCCCAAUCGUCUGCGCCGGUGCGUGGACUCGCGAAACCUCAACUCCGACCCGCUCCUCUAUUUGGGACGCAACAAGUACAUCAUUCGCAGCCCCAAAGCCGCUCUUGACAUGCGUUCUAUGGCCACAGAACUUGCGGUCUUAAGGAGCGACUCGAUACGGAAGCAUGCAAACAUCAUUGAGCUAUUGGGUCUGGCGUGGGAAGUCACCAAUGCCACGAAAGAGCGAAUUCUACCAGUCUUUGUGCUCGAGUACGCCGAACUUGGCGAUCUCGAAUCCUUCCUGCGUGAUGACCCGGCCACGUUGGUAGAACAGCUCGCACUCGCCAUAGGGGUUGCGGAAGGUCUGCGGGCUCUCCAUGACGUAGGAGUCGUGCAUUGCGACAUGAAACCAGCAAACAUUCUGCUUUGCUUGGACCGCCACGGAAAGCCAGUAGCAAAGCUGUCAGACUUUAGUUCAUCGGUCUUGCUGAGCGAUCUCCCUCGCGGCUCGACUUAUCCCAUUGCACCUGGGACCGAGCUCUGGCAAAGCCCAUGGGCUACUCGAGAAUGCACCGCUCAGCAGCUUGUGCGGUCCGACGUGUAUGCUUUUGGGCUAAUCCUUGCGGUCCUGAUCACGAGGAUCAGACCUGAUAUCCUUGAACAUUUGACCAAGACUGGCUCCGGAGGUCGUCAUCUCGAUGAGUUAAAGACCAGCGGCGACCUCGGCGAUGCUAUGGCCGACUUUGCUGUGAUGGCCGAGAAUACAAUGCCUGCCGGCGAGACAGAACACACCAUGCAUUUGAAACGAAUCACGCUGAUCUAUGCACUUUCAACACAGGCGCCCUUUGUAGAGUGCACAUCCGGCGCAUUGGACAUUCUCAAGAUUCUGAGGCUCUUGCUGCACCUGGUAGUCGCCAUGGAGCUCCGUGAGAAGACUCGGAACUUGUCUUCGCUAACCUCGCUGGAGGAGAAUGUCAUUGCGAAUCCAACGAUUGACCCUGCCUCGGAGAUAGAUGACGCUAUUGAGAUGACGAUGAGGGAAGCCGAGUCUGAUAUGUGGAGGGUCACAGACAAUGCUGUGGCUGAUCCCACCGGCACAAGUGAAGGGAAUCGAAGAGAGUCUCUCUCAGAUAGCGCAUCAGAAAGAUCUUUUCCGGACGAACAGGAACUUCUUCCAGACCCGAGCGAUGCCGAAGGCUCUUCCUCGCAGCAAGGGAUAGACGACACCUUAGAGAACGCCAGCUUUUUCAACAGACUAGAGUCUAUGGCACGUCUGCGCCAGUCAGACGAGCAAGUUUUACGAACUUACACCCAUGAGGCUGUGAUCUCGCAUGUCACAUCGUUCAAGAGGCUUCGAAACCUGCCCUCGAGGGUAUUCUCCGCCGUCUUACAAGAACUUGAAACAGUUGCGUCGGACAAGAAAUCCCAAGAUGACUCUCGUCGGGCAACAGCAGCCUACGAGUUCGCGGGCUUGACCGUGGGUAGACACCAAAUCAGCCCCCUUGCACGCGACGAAGACCUCCGAAAGGCGACGGAUUUAUUGUUGCAAGCCGCGCAGUUGGGUCAUUCACUGGCACGAGCUUCCGUCGGGAUGAUUGUAGAAGGCCUCGAGCUCCAACUCGAGGACCUCAACCGAGACACCGAGAUCGAGUGGCUCCAGGACUUGAUAGUACGUGGGAAAGAAGAGGGCGAGAGCCUGGCAAAGCAGCGUCUUCGAAAGCUCGAUGGGGCCAAGUACGAGGACGCGGUGCGAAUGAGCAGGGUUUUUUACCGCAACACAUGGUCCAGCCUCAUUCUCGGCCUGCUCAUGGAAGACGGGGCGGAUAUUAUGAAAGUCUUUGGCGCGCUGGAGCUUGGAUCGUCUGAACAUUGGAUGUUUUGCCAGCAUGCCAUUUUGUUCGGUAAGAACGAGAUGCUGAAACAGGCCCUGCCAUCUCUGGGAAAGCCGUUGAACGAACCGAUGGUCAAGGGCCGGACGCUGCUGCUGGAGGCGUGCUACGCUGGAAAUGUGGAAGCGGUGAUGCUCUGCAUUGCCGCCGGUGCGGACGUCAAGGUGCCCUUGCAGGCAGAUGGGACGACGGCCCUUCACCUACUGUCCAUGUUCCCCGACGAGAAGGUCAGCGAAGUUGCAGAAAAAUUGAAAGAUGCUGGCGCCGAUAUCGAGGCGCGGUGCUGGCUGUCGCGGAGCCGGCCUGGAUGCAUCGACCUGCAGGAUGCUGUUUUUUAUGCAACGCCGCUCUUGUCUGCUGUGGUGGCAGGUAGCGUCACCGCCGUCCAGGGCCUUGUUCGGCUUGGGGCCGACCCAUUUGACCAGAUGGAGACAAUGACCAAGCUUGACAGGCAGCUUCUCAUCGCCCGCGGUGGCCGUCUCUACAGCCCGGUACAUUACGCAGCACGACUUCACAUGAUACAAGUUCUGCGAGCACUGCUUCCGGACGACAGACGGUACGAGGAACUCAGCAGUGUCAUCCGUUACGAUGAGCCGUUCUUCUGGGUUCUGCCCAUAUGGUGUGCGCUGGACUACUCGGCAUCAGGCAUCUGGCAGAGGCUCUGCCUCCACGGCAAAGAGCAUGUUCAACACUGUGUCGACACAGUAGAGUUUCUCUACACGCGAGGAAGCAAGAACAGCAAGACCUGCGAGCACCGCAUGGGACUUUACAGUCGGUAUAGCUUCGACGCGAGUUGCCAUCUCGGGCAGCCUUUCCUGAUGAGGCGACUGUGGGCUGUGAUUCGUGGCCAGCUUCAGCCUCCGAUCCAGGAGCUGGCCAAGAUCAUGCAGCGGGCCAUCGACUUUGAAGACCGUGCGACCGUCCAUCAGCUCGUCCCACUGCUAGAGGCUACACUCCAAAACCACCCAGAACAUGAGGGGUUCAAGUUCAAAGCCUCGAUCCAGGGUCACAAGCCCGCCGAAGUGGUUGACUACUUCAUCAAGCUCGAUCAGAAGUUCAAAUCCACGCCAACAUCCCGGAUCAGCUUGGAACUCGUCCGUGAUCAGAAGGAGAGCCUCCUCAUUGGACCAGAUCAAUACGGGCCUGCCGCGGUACCUCGAUCGCAGGGCGGGAUCCGGGUGUCAAUCGCCAUUCGCCCUGGCCGUGAUGGCCGACAAGAAUGGACUUUCAAGUCUGCAGAGCCAGUAGGCGUACCCAAAGGGGAGAUACUUCCUGAAAAGUCGGAUGCUGGCGAGAAGAUCAGCCUGUUCGAGUCGGCAGUAUUGGGCGGCUACUUUCACCGUGCUCGAGAACUCUACAAAUCGCCAAACGAUCUCAUCUGUCGUCGAGACGAAAAGGACAGAGGCAAGUCGACUCUACUAGGACGGCUGAUUCGUGAUAGCAAGAUUUACAAGGCCAGCGAAGCCCAGACUCUCUUCCUCCUAUCUCUGGUGCCAGACGGAAGCGAUGAACUCUUUGAGAACGUCCUCGAAGGAGAAGAAGAAGGCUCGAGUUUGACCGCGCUGCACGCGGCAGUCUUCUACCUCGAACCAUCACACGCGCAACGGGGACGAACUGCCUUGCCCGUGCUGGACGCAAUUGUCGGUCUCUGGCCGGAAAGCGACCAUCUAGAGCGACUGACCUCGGACACCAAAGACGGCACCACUGCGCUUCAUAUAGCGGUAGAGAGCGGCAACUUGGACGCACUCCGAUAUAUCGCCAGAGAAGCCGAGGGGCCUCUGAAUUGGAACGUGCUCAACGGCAAAGGCGAGACCCCACUCGACAUUGCGCUCGUCCAGUCUCUUGGGGCAGAGGACGUCCUCGCUGCGACGGGCAUCACACCCGAGCAUUCCAAAUGGCAGGAAAGGGUCGAGAAGCACUAUUCGGACUUUGGGCAAAUCCGCAGUCUCCUCAAGGACAACGGCGCCAAGUACAACAGCAUCGGCGCCUUUGUGUGUCGAGAAAGCGAGGACAGCUGGACGAUGCACAUCCUGAACCGGCUGGACUUGUCGACCACCCCGGCGGCCAUGUACGAUAGCUUGUUUGGCGGCGAGUCAGAGCACCUGCAUCGAAGUGCGGACGGGGAGGUCAUUAUGGUCCUUACAGGCGCGCAGGCCGCUAGGGUUCUCGGGGAGCGCAUGCCGAAUGUGGCCAGUAUGGAUGUCGGGGACCAUGUGUUUCUGCCUGUCGUGCCGGACUUGACGGCCAUGGUUGGAGAGGGGCCGGGUGGUAGGAGUGUGUCCAAGUCGUAG
This is a messenger RNA of Fonsecaea nubica, 4326 nucleotides long. RefSeq lists its product as hypothetical. The transcript is spliced from 3 exons. The coding region runs from base 1 to 4326 and encodes 1441 amino acids. Lineage: Eukaryota; Fungi; Ascomycota; Eurotiomycetes; Chaetothyriales; Herpotrichiellaceae. Gene Ontology annotation, biological process: protein phosphorylation. The record is from RefSeq and is a predicted model, not a curated record. Gene Ontology annotation, molecular function: ATP binding; protein kinase activity; protein binding.